CUCCCGCUACUCCCAACACCUCACACGCAAGUUUCUUGGAUCUUUCUCUUAGUCUUAUCGUCUUUGUUCUUGAAACCUUUUUUUGUUUUCUUUUGUUUCUUCUUUUAGCCUGAAGGAAAAAGAUGUCUCCUUAUGCAGCCAUGGAACCCAUAAUCUCUCAAUCAAAAGCAUAUAUUACGUUCUUGGCUGGCAAUGGGGAUUAUGUGAAAGGUGUUGUGGGUUUAGCCAAGGGUUUAAGGAAGACAAAAACUGCAUACCCUCUUGUGGUGGCUGUUUUGCCUGAUGUUCCAGAGGAGCACCGCCAGAUUCUUGAAUCUCAGGGCUGUAUUAUCCGAGAGAUUGAGCCGGUGUAUCCACCGGAGAACCAGACUCAGUUUGCCAUGGCUUAUUAUGUCAUUAACUACUCAAAGCUGCGUAUUUGGGAGUUUGUGGAAUAUGAGAAGAUGAUAUACUUGGAUGGCGAUAUUCAAGUGUUUGAGAAUAUUGAUCACCUUUUCGAUUCACCAAAUGGGUAUUUUUAUGCUGUGAUGGACUGUUUUUGCGAGAAAACCUGGAGUUACUCUCCACAGUAUAAGGUUGGAUACUGUCAACAAUGCCCUGAAAGAGCCCCAUGGCCAAAGGAGAUGGGCUCUCCUCCUCCUCUCUACUUCAAUGCUGGCAUGUUUCUCUUUGAGCCUAAUCUUUUGACCUACUUUGAUCUCUUGGAGACCCUCAAAGUUACUCCCACUACUUCCUUCGCUGAGCAGGACUUUCUGAAUAUGUUCUUCAAGGACGUGUACAAGCCUAUCCCUCCUAUAUACAAUCUUGUUUUGGCUAUGCUUUGGCGUCAUCCUGAAAAUGUGGAGAUGGACAAAGUCAAAGUUGUCCACUAUUGUGCUGCGGGUUCGAAGCCAUGGAGAUACACAGGCAAAGAAGAGAACAUGGACAGAGAAGACAUAAAGACGUUUGUAAAGAAAUGGUGGGAAAUAUAUGAAGAUGAGUCAUUGGAUUACAAGAACCGUGCGCCUGUUGAUAAUGCAAAAUUUGGUGAAUUAAUUGCAGCUUUGACUGAGGAAGGAGUUGUUCAACAGAGAAGUGCCCCUUCUGCAGCUUAAAUAUACAGUUUCUGGGGUUAUUUAUAGUAAUAUAUAUAGACAAAUAAAGAGUAUUGCCUUUUAAUCUUGAGUAAUAUAUAGACAAUUGUUAAUUCAGUAGCUUGUGUUUAUAUAUCAUAAUUGCAACCUUGACUACUACAAGUUGGCUUUCCUUAGAUUUGGCGUUAUUAUUAAUUAAUUAUAAACAAUAUUUUUUUUCCAUA
This is a messenger RNA of Jatropha curcas, 1297 nucleotides long. Its product is annotated as galactinol synthase 2. Gene Ontology annotation, molecular function: glycosyltransferase activity. NCBI's taxonomy places the organism in Eukaryota, Viridiplantae, Streptophyta, Magnoliopsida, Malpighiales, Euphorbiaceae. The record is from RefSeq and is a predicted model, not a curated record.